AGCGUGCCCGCAUGGAGCGCGAGCCGUGCGCCGCCUCGGAGGCCGUCCCCGCCGCGCCCGCGCUCUUCGCUUGGGGUGCAAAUAGCUAUGGCCAACUUGGCCUUGGCCAUAAGGAAGAUGUGCUUUUGCCCCAGCAACUGAAUGACUUCUGUAAACCUGAGUGUGUCAGGAGGAUCACAGGAGGAGGGGGCCACUCUGCAAUUGUCACAGAUGGAGGAGGCCUUUUUGUUUGUGGCCUGAACAAAGAUGGGCAGUUGGGACUUGGUCACACAGAGGAUGUUCUGUAUUUUACCCUCUGCAAAUCCCUUCUUGGAUGUCCUAUCCAACAGGUGGCCUGUGGCUGGGACUUUACUAUUAUACUCACAGAAAAUGGUCAAGUUCUAUCAUGUGGAUCCAAUUCCUUUGGCCAGUUAGGAGUCCCUCAUGGGCCUCGAAGAUGUGUGGUUCCCCAGGCCAUAGAGCUCCUGAGGGAAAAGGUUGUUUGUGUUGCUGCUGGACUGAGGCAUGCGUUAGCUGCUACAGUGAGUGGCAUCGUGUUCCAGUGGGGGACUGGUUUGGCAUCAUCUGGACGACGGUCAUCCCUCAGGCAGACUCUCCCAUUAUUUUUGACAGCAAAGGAACCAAGCAGAGUUACAGGCCUAGAGAAUUCUAAAGCAAUAUGUGUUCUUGCUGGCUCAGACCACUCAGCUUCAUUAACAGAUGCAGGAGAGCUGUAUGUUUGGGGAAGUAACAAGCAUGGGCAACUGGCUGCUCAGGCUGCUUUUCUUCCUGUGCCCCAGAAAAUAGAAGCACAUUGCUUUCAGAAUGAGAAGGUCACUGCCAUCUGGAGUGGGUGGACACACCUGGUUGCUCAGACAGAAACUGGCAAGGUGUUCACCUGGGGCCGAGCAGACUAUGGUCAACUAGGGAGGAAAUUGGAGUUUCAUGAUAGCUGGAAACUAGAAAAACAAGAUUCAUCCUUCCCUUGCUCGAGACCACAGAACAGCCCACCUUCAUCUCUGCAUUGCCUUACAGGAGCAACUGAGGUUUCUUGUGGCUCAGAGCAUAAUUUGGCAGUAAUUGGUGGGGUGUGUCACUCCUGGGGCUGGAACGAGCAUGGCAUGUGUGGGGAUGGCACCGAAGCCAACGUCUGGGCCCCGAAGCCUGUGCAGCUUCUGCAGUCAGCAUCAGGACUCCUUGUGGGAUGUGGCGCUGGCCACUCCCUGGCCCUCUGUCAGCUGCCAGCAUAUCUUGCACUGGGCCAAGAUCCCAAGGUCACCUACUCUCCCCUGGAUGCCACGGAGGACACCAAAUCUCAGGAAGGCAUGGACAAGGAGAAACUGGAAGGAAAGACAAUUAGAAACUUCAGCCCAAAGCCAUUCUGACAAUCCCAGGAGUGAAGGGCUGUGAUAGACAACCUAAUAAAGUGGCUUUUUUUCUCCAAAA
This is a messenger RNA of Marmota flaviventris (yellow-bellied marmot), 1425 nucleotides long. It is a transcript of the gene Sergef, whose product is annotated as secretion regulating guanine nucleotide exchange factor. Lineage: Eukaryota; Metazoa; Chordata; Mammalia; Rodentia; Sciuridae. The record is from RefSeq and is a predicted model, not a curated record.